AGAGAGAAAAAUAACUGCGCCUGCGCCCAUGGAUUAGUGAUGAUUUCGAGAUUAUAAAAUCAUAAGCUUCGUUCCCUCUUCCCUCCAUUCCCUCAUCACUUCUUUCUCAAACAACUCUCUCUCUCUCCAAUUCGUUCUCAAACAAUGGAGUCCGAAGCUUUCGUGUGGCUACAGACCUGGUUCUGCGUCUUCUUUUUCUCUUUCGCCUUCUGUUUCUCUGUCUUUUCUCUCUUGCUUUUCUUUUUGAGAGUUAAGCUAUGGUGCGACUGCGACGUUUGCCAUAAUUUUCUAACGUCGAGCUGGUCGAUCCAAUUCGACAAUCUCUGCGAUUGGUAUACACACCUUCUUAAAGAAUCGCCGAGUCAAACAAUCCACAUCCAUGUCCUCGGCAACACCAUCACCGCAAACCCAGACAACGUGGAGUACAUGUUGAAGACGAAUUUCGAUAAUUACCCAAAAGGAAAGCCCUUUUCCACUAUCCUCAGUGAUCUAUUGGGUCGAGGAAUCUUCAAUGUCGACGGCGAUUCAUGGAGGUUCCAGAGGAAAAUGGCGAGUCUUGAACUCGGAAGCCUCUCUAUACGAUCUUACGCUUCGGAGAUUAUCUCUACAGAGAUCCAACAUCGUCUUCUACCUCUUCUCUCAUCGGCCGUACAAAAGGGUAGAGUUUUGGAUCUCCAGGACAUGUUCCGCCGAUUCGCCUUCGAUAGCAUUUGCAAAUUCUCAUUCGGGAUUGAUCCUGGAUGCUUGGAAUUGUCUUUGCCUAUAUCAGAAUUCGCCGUAGCCUUUGAUUUAGCAUCGAAAUUGUCGGCACAGAGAGCAUUGUCGCCGUCGCCGUUGAUCUGGAAGAUCAAGCGGUUUUUGAAUUUGGGUACAGAGAAGAAAUUGAAGGAGACCAUCAGAUUGGUGAAUCUAUUGGCCAAUGAGGUGAUCAGACAGAGAAGGAAGAUGGAGUUUGCGAACCAUCAGGACCUAUUAUCCCGAUUCAUGGGAUCGGUCAACGAUGAUACUUACCUGAGAGAUAUCGUCAUAAGCUUCCUUUUAGCUGGUCGCGACACGGUGGCAUCGGCGUUGACCAGCCUUUUCUGGUUAUUAACGAAGCACCCGGAGGUGGAGGAAGCGAUACGGAACGAGUCGGACCGGAUUAUGGGGUCGGACCAGGAGGAACAAGCCAGUUUCGAACAGAUGAGGGAGAUGCCUUACCUGCACGCGGCGGUUUAUGAGACCAUGAGGCUUUAUCCGCCGGUGCAGUUCGAUUCCAAGUUUGCCCAGGAGGAUGACGUGUUACCGGAUGGGACGGUGGUGAGGAAGGGGACAAGGGUGACGUAUCACCCUUACGCUAUGGGGAGGAUGGAGAAGGUAUGGGGAUUAGACUGUUUGGAAUUUAAGCCGGAGAGAUGGCUCAAGAACGGAGUGUUUACACCUGAAAGCCCCUUCAAGUACCCGGUUUUUCAGGGUGGGCUUAGGGUGUGUUUGGGUAAAGAGAUGGCGUUGAUGGAGGUGAAGAGCGUGGCCCUGGCCCUGGUUCGACGGUUCCAACUGAAAGUGGCGGAGCCCAGUUUGUCACCGAGGUUCUCUCCGGGGCUCACCGCUACGGUGAGUGGUGGGCUCCCCGUUGUGAUUAGAGAGAGGAAGAGCAGUGGCUAAGCUGAUUGGUUUACGAACUAUGAACAGACCAGCUCCGAGAGUCCGGCGAAGCUCCUACGCUACCAGUUCAUGCAAGGGAGAAAUGUGGUGUAUAUUAGCAGGGGCUGAAGCAGAGGCUAACGUGCGCUCUCCCACCUUGUGUACUACAGUACUACCCGUUUUUUAAAGACCGAAAAACCCAUGGAACUGUGGGUGACAAGAAUGGCGCAGAUCACGAGUGAAGGGAAGGAUCUGUCACGGAUGGGCUCGUGAUGGUUCAGAAACGUGCAAUCGCCUCAAACGCAAAAUGGCGAGUGUGUCUCUGAAUCACCGCAGUCACAGUCACAGUCAUAGAGGGUAUUUAUGGGAUGGGAAACCUAAUUGUAUGGGUUAAAAUUUCAGGAAGUUCUCUUCAUAUAUCAAAUUUUAUAUCCCAAUUAAAGUUUGUGCAAAAUAUAUCUUUCAAAA
Molecule: messenger RNA, 2091 nt
Organism: Macadamia integrifolia
Lineage: Eukaryota; Viridiplantae; Streptophyta; Magnoliopsida; Proteales; Proteaceae
Product: cytochrome P450 94C1-like
Exons: 1
Coding region: 145-1644 (499 amino acids)
Molecular function (GO): iron ion binding; heme binding; oxidoreductase activity, acting on paired donors, with incorporation or reduction of molecular oxygen
Source: RefSeq, a predicted model, not a curated record